Messenger RNA from Piliocolobus tephrosceles (Ugandan red Colobus), 1273 nucleotides. Its product is annotated as zinc finger MYM-type protein 3-like. NCBI's taxonomy places the organism in Eukaryota, Metazoa, Chordata, Mammalia, Primates, Cercopithecidae. The record is from RefSeq and is a predicted model, not a curated record. Bases 287 to 763 code for a protein of 158 amino acids. The transcript is spliced from 3 exons.
GUGGAAAGUAUGUAUUUUUUAAAGCCCUGUCCCACUGUGUGGUGUCGCAAGUGUAGCAAAGUGACAGUGUGUUAUAUAUGAAGGUUGCUCACCAAAUGAGAAUUGUGUGGGAAAUGAGCAGGGCACAUGGGAUGGGAAGUGGUUGGGUUUGGGUAGCCACUCCCUCCUGACCGGCCUCUCCCCCUUGACCAUUGUAGAUACGGUGUUCUCUCGAGUGGAGGAGGAGCACCUCUGGGAGUGUAAGCAACUGGGGGUCUACUCGCCCUUUGUCCUCCUCAACACCCUCAUGUUCUUCAACACUAAGUUUUUUGGGCUGCAGACAGCUGAGGAACACAUGCAACUCUCCUUCACCAAUGUGGUGCGGCAGUCCCGCAAGUGUACCACCCCUCGGGGCACCACCAAGGUGGUGAGCAUCCGCUACUAUGCCCCAGUCCGCCAGAGGAAAGGGCGAGACACGGGUCCUGGAAAACGGAAGAGAGAAGAUGAAGCCCCUAUCUUAGAGCAACGUGAGAACCGCAUGAAUCCCCUCCGCUGCCCUGUCAAGUUCUAUGAAUUCUAUCUCUCAAAAUGUCCUGAAAGCCUCCGGACUCGCAACGAUGUGUUCUACCUGCAACCGGAAAGGUCCUGCAUCGCCGAGUCACCUCUCUGGUAUUCUGUGAUCCCCAUGGACCGCAGCAUGUUGGAGAGCAUGCUCAAUCGCAUCCUGGCUGUGCGUGAGAUUUAUGAGGAACUGGGUCGUCCUGGGGAGGAAGACCUGGACUGAGCUCGUGUGCCAUCCAUAUCCAUCUUUCACAUCAAUGUCUGUCCUGUGGUCAUGUCCCUCAGGGUGACAGGCCCAGGAACCAAUGCUACUCAUUCUGAAGGGCCCUGACUGCUCCUUUCCGCUCACCCAUUCCCUGCCUUCUCUAGGAACCCUGGCUUUUAUCUUCUUCCAUUAACUUGACAACCAUGGGGCCCCGCUCUUCUGUACUCAGGGGCUGGUCUCCCAGGGAUGGGCAAAAGCCAGCUUGCCCGUUUUCUUUAUGCUUCAGAGUAAACCCCUCCUUCUGGGUCCAGACUCUGGGUGGAGUGUUAAUAGCUCUGGUGAUCCUGUUGGCUUUGGGUUUCCUGACCCAUCCCGCAUAGGUAAAGCCUCUUGUUCCCGGGCGUGACCUAGGGAAAAACCCAGCUGCCUUCUCUGCCCCGUGCCCACUCCCUUCUCUACUCUUCCCCAGCACCACGCAAAGUGAAAUAAACAAUGAAAGUGAUGAGGGGACCAUUUACAUAAAACACA